GUUCAGAGCCUUGGGUCGUAAAACGACGAUGUUUUGGUCCAGCUGUAUAUCUAUCUUGAGUGCUCCUGUAUCGUUCAAUCCACACAGUACGGAGAUUAAAACGACUUUCCUUAAAAUGGACGGCUUGCAAUGCAGUUGAACGACUUUGGUCAUUAAAUCUGCUUUCAGUCCCUCGCCCUUCUUUCCUCCCAGCCCGACAGCUGAGAUGACAAGGCAGUGAGAUCGUCUGGCCCAGCGUGUCUUCCUGUGUCUCUCUUGUUACCCUGAGAUGGCAACGGCUAAAAAUAGCACUGUGAAAACGGGCGGGGUGCGUUUCUCGGAGGAGCCCAACGCCACCACCGCCGCCGCCGCCGCCUCCCACGUUCACUUUGAGGAGAAGCUGCAUGACUCGGUCGUCAUGGUGACCCCGGAGGCCAACGGCAAUUUCCUGGUCAAGGUGGGCUUCUUGAAGGCCCAGCACAGGUAUGAGAUCGUCUUCACCCUGCCGGCGCUGGGCAAGGCCGUGUGUCCGGCGCCCGUUCCCAGCCCCCACCUGCGGACCACCGACCUCACCCUCCUCCCAGACGGCGGUCUGAGGGUGACCUGUGAGUACAUGGCCCAGCAGGAGGGGGUGCUCUGUGAGGAGCUGCUGCUCCUGAGUGAGGCCAACGACCACGUGUGUGUCACGGUCAAAGUUCACGCCAGAGUCAUGGAUCGCCAUCACGGUACGCCCAUGUUAUUGGAGGGAGUGCGCUGUAUCGGAGUGGAGCUGGAGUACGACUCGGAACAAAGCGACUGGCAAGGAUUUGACUAGACGACACACACACACACACACACACACACACACACACACACACACACACACACACACACACACACACACACACACACACACACACACACACACACACACACACACACACACACACACACACAUUAAGAGCUCUCCGCCAGCCUCCAUCUUAUUAUGAAAAAGACAAUUGGUUUGUUGAGUUCAAUAUUUAUUCACUCCAUGGUCAUCUGUCUCUAGUUCAAAGAAAAAUGUAAUUGAAUGGAGUGGACAUUUUCUGAAAGUUCUGAUGGAUAUAAAUAAUAAUAUAAACAAAACUCUGAAUAUUUCAAUGCUAGGAACCAAAGGGAGACUUAAUAAGCAAAUAAGAUAAUAUAUAUAUGCAUAUUUAUUUACACACACACACACACACACACACAUUCUAAAUAGUGUAAAUGACAUAGUCCAUAUAUUAUUGACAAUAUUAUACACACACACACACACACACACACACACACACACACACACACACACACACACACACACACACACACACACACACACACACACGCACAUACCAUUCUCGUAAUUGAUGUUGCCAGGAGCUAGCGUCCUUGGGAUCGGGGGACCUUCAAGGGAACGUACAGCCAGCCCUGGCGUUCAGAGAACAUCCUACACGAAUAAUCAACCAUCCCCACUGAAUGCAUUGGCUUCCUCCUCAUCUUCAUCAUCGUCGUCGUCAUCCUCAGCAGACUAGACACAGCGUCCAAAUCAUUCUCUUGAAACUUUCUUCUUUUUAUUGUGUGUCUAUUGUUUGUCUUUUUUGUGUCAUGCCCACUAGAGGGAGCUAAAGGUUGCUGAAUCGUUCUGGCCUCCAAAUCAAAAUACAGGGAUGUCUUCUCUUAAAGGUGACACAUUAUACCACCGGGUGUGUAACUGCUAAUCACACUCACACCUGGUGGUACAAAAUGUCACCUAUAAUGAAAUGGUCUGUAGAUUUAAAUUUAUGUCGCUAAAAAGGCUUGUCUCAUUGUGCACGUGAACGUCACUGUUGGUCGGCAUCUGCCCUGGACGAAGGUCCUGGUAUGAGACCCUCAUACCCCAGACCUACGUUUCCCUUGGCAACUCUCAGGCUAUCACAUUUGUAAGCUUUGCAAUGUUACGCCUUUCAACAAGUGCCUUCUUUUUUUUUAUCACAAUCACUAUUUCAACUCACUCGCUGUUAUCCACACAUGUUGAACUUUGCUUGUGCUGAUCACCGGCCUGAUACCUUGUAAGGACAGGCGAUGUUUCGGGGUGUCGGCGGGUGUAGAGUAGGGCUUUGACUUUUGCCCAAAAAUCAUAUUCGAAUUUCGUUUGUUUAUUAAUAUUAAUAUUCGAAUAUAUUCGAAUAUUUAUUAAUAAUAUUUUGACCAUUAAAUGCCUUCAGUAAUACCUGGGCUGAAUCCGAAUACUUAGUACAUACUAUUUAUGUUCAGUGUCUAUGUCUACUACUUGACGGUCUACAGCUAUGCGUAGAACGCCUAGAACGGUCUUCUACAGCUAUGCGUAGAACGCCUCUUGCGUGUUCCAACGGUUUUAUUAUGUUUCUAAUAAAUCCCUGUCUAAUCAAUACUUCAUUCACUGCCUCUUCCGUGGUCGUUACAAUAUUAUGAAUAGACUGCAUCGGGUUCUCCGACGUCUCUCCCUCUUGGCCUGCCCAUAAAAGGUUCGAAUAUUAAGGGCUGCCUAAUAUUCGUUCGAAUUUUGAUUUAUUUUUUUGAUAUUCGAAUUAUAUUCGAAUCACGAAGUUCGAAGUCAAAGCCCUAGUGUAGAGUCACCAAUUCAGUCCUUCAUAAAGUGUCACAUCAUGUCCUUGUGAUGUUUGUACCACAGAUCUUCAUUCCUCCGCCUCAUCAUCCCUGCCUCCUCUUUUUCCCACAACGUACAAACUUACCAGUUUCACUCUAUGAGGACCUAUCACAAAGGUUGGAUAGUUGUGGACGGAAUGCCAGGCAUGCAUGUAACUAACUUUGAAGGUCUGUUAAGAUCUUGUGUCAAUGGAGUCAUAAGCAAUGAUUGUUUUUUUCUGCGUCGUCACCUAUUGUACGCCAGGUGUUCCCACAGACUCUUUGGGGAGUUUUGACCGUGGUGCUUUUGCAUAUCAUGAAAUGCUUCUUUAUGUUUUGCCCUCUUAUGUAUAUUUGAUUUUGAAGCGUCAGCGCGAGCCGGAUUUAGAUUGGUUUUCAAAGUUUCUAGAGAAUUCUUUAUCGGUCAAAGUCUGAUUUUGGUUCAACCCUGCCUAUCACAGUUGUCAACUGAAAGAAUCUAUUGUUUUGGGCACAUGAACAUGAGACCAAAACGACAUGAGAAGUGAUAACAUAAUACACUUUAUUGUUUCAUCUGAAGGCCUAAAAGGCUCAAUUCAGGUUAAAUGUUUGUUCUUCUACUUCUACUUCUGAAGGACUGCAGAGGCAUAGAUUAAUUCUUGUUCAUGGCUUAUUAUUCCACAGACUGGUUAAAUGCCCUCUCACUGCCACAGUGUGGCCUGGGUCUGAGCCUGGCAGUGCCAAAUAAUGAUCCCUUUCAGUUGACAUUCUCACAUCUUGCAACACCAGGGUUAGGCCAUCUUGCACAAUACUGGACCAAUGUAUAAGAUUGUGGAUCACAAACAGUCUUACAUUCUUAUAAAAAUCUAGAAUCUAAGUUAAAAGUUAAGUUAGCUCGUUCUUAAUAUCCAGGUAGGCCAACUCAAUAGGUACUGAAUGUAUAGGUAUUAGUGAAUGUUGAAUUUUGUAUAAACCUGCUCAUUUUGUGUGUGUGUGAUUUGUUAUUUUAAUAUUUUGUCAUGUCGUAUAUCAAUAAAAGAACAUGCAGUUAUUAA
Molecule: messenger RNA, 3611 nt
Organism: Gadus morhua (Atlantic cod)
Lineage: Eukaryota; Metazoa; Chordata; Actinopteri; Gadiformes; Gadidae
Gene: adisspb
Product: adipose secreted signaling protein b
Exons: 6
Coding region: 269-793 (174 amino acids)
Source: RefSeq, a predicted model, not a curated record